AGAGCAAAAAUCUUUCUCAGACCCAAUAAAAUUAUCAUAUUGCCCUUCCGUGAAGGCUGAAUCUUAAUUUAGCCAGCGUCCUCACCCAGGGUAUUUUUGUCAAACCAAUUUCCAACGGCUCUAAACUCGAGAUCGACCGGCCGUUGCAAUAUUCUGUAAGCAACGGGCACACCAAGCUAAAAGGAAACCCUAAUUUUUGAAAUAUAGAAAUAUUGUCUAGUCAGUGUGAUACUACACCAUCGCUCUCUCUGAUCAAUACUCGCAAAAAUCAACGAAGCCACCAUCGAUUUCUCAUCGGUGUUCUCUCUCUCAAUAAUCAACGAAGCUACCAUCGAUUUCUCAUCGUGUUCUCUUUCUCAAUAAUCAACGAAGCUAGCAUCGAUUUCUCAUCGGUGUUUUCUCUCUCAAUAAUCAACGAAGCCACCGGAAAUUGAUUUUUCAUCGUCUUCUCUCUCUUUAUCUCACUGUUUUCUCUCUCUAAAACUCUAUUUCUUUAAUCUGGUUUUCUGUUUUGCAGGGUUUUUUUUUUUCUUUUCCCUUUUGAUUUUGUAGGUAUCUUUCUUUUUUUUUUUUUGUGCUAACGUUAUGGAUGCAGGAUCUAGGAGGAUCUCUUCUUCACGCUUAAUUUGCAAGACACAGUCUCGAUGCCCUCUUCAAGAACAGUUUAUGCAAAGGAGAAAUGCUCGAGAAAACUUGGAUAGAUUCAUACCAAAUCGGUCUGCAAUGGAUUUCGACUACGCGCAUUACAUGCUGACUAAGGGGAGGAAAGGCAAAGAGAACCCGGCUGUGAGCUCUCCAUCCAGUGAAGCAUACCAGAAGCUACUGGCAGAAACCUUCAACAUGAACCGGACCCGUAUACUGGCUUUUAAGAAUAAGACCCCCACUCCUGUUGAGGCGAUUCCCUACCAUUUCUCCUCAUCUGUUCACCAGUCCAAACCAACAAAGCCCUGUCGGUACAUUCCCCAGACUUCUGAGAGGACAUUAGAUGCUCCCGAUCUGGUUGAUGAUUACUACUUGAAUUUAUUAGAUUGGGGUAGCAGCAAUGUUCUUGCCAUUGCUCUUGGAAACACGGUAUAUCUAUGGGAUGCUUCUGAUGGUUCUACCUCAGAACUUGUCGCCCUUGAUGAUGAAAAUGGACCAGUGACAAGCGUAAAAUGGGCUCCUGAUGGCCGACACAUAGCUGUUGGCUUAAACAAUUCUGAAGUACAUCUUUGGGAUUCUACAGCCAAUCGACAGUUGAGAACUUUGAGAGGUGGUCAUCAAUCACGAGUUGGGUCCCUGGAUUGGAACAAUCAUAUUUUGACAACCGGAGGAAUGGAUGGUCAAAUCAUCAACAAUGAUGUAAGAGUCAGAUCACAUAUAGUUGAAACCUAUAGGGGACACCAUCAAGAAGUUUGUGGGUUAAAAUGGUCAGCCUCAGGCCAGAAAUUAGCAAGUGGGGGAAAUGACAAUCUCCUCCAUAUAUGGGACAGAUCAGUGGCUUCGUCUAAUUCCCCAACACAGUGGCUUCACAGGCUCGAAGACCACACAUCUGCCGUGAAAGCACUUGCUUGGUGCCCAUUCCAGGUUAACUUGCUGGCCUCUGGUGGAGGAGGAGGUGACAGGUGUAUAAAAUUUUGGAACACCCACACUGGAGCAUGCUUGAAUUCGGUUGACACAGGCUCUCAGGUCUGCUCUCUGUUGUGGAAUAAGAAAGAGCGUGAGCUGCUUAGUUCUCAUGGUUUUACUCAGAAUCAGCUCACUCUUUGGAAAUACCCAUCAAUGGUGAAAGUAGCAGAGCUUACUGGUCAUACAUCCAGAGUUCUUUUCAUGGCUCAAAGCCCGGAUGGAUGUACAGUUGCUUCUGCAGCAGGGGAUGAAACACUGAGAUUUUGGAAUGUUUUUGGGACUCCUGAAGUGGCAAAACCUGCACCAAAGGCAAACCCGGAGCCAUUUGCUCGCUUUAACCGGAUUCGUUGAGUGUCAUUGGAAAAGAUUUGGUUGAGGAGACAUACACAAGAUCAUUGUAUAUUAAAGUCACGAGGCAAACCUGGAACCAGCUCACUUAAACCGAAUUCGUUGAAGAUCAUUAAUGUUUUGUAUGAUGAUGGCAAACGUAAUCUCGUAUUAUUCUCAAACUAAACUAGUUGCAGAUAGAUGGUGAAUACGGCGGCUUGUAUCCAACUGGUUUUUCAUUAAACGUCUAAACACGACCUCUCUGUAUUUCUGAAUUUUGAGCUCAAGAUAGAAGCACCAUGAAUACAUCAGCUUGCUUUCCAAUUGGUUUUCAUUUGUAUUUCAUUUGAAAGCUUCCCCUAAGUACAAUUUGGUGUGUACAACAGAAAUCCGUAGAUAUGGAUUUCUGUUGUACACCAAAUUGUACUUGGUGAAAAAUUAUGGUGGACGUAAUCGCCCCCUCUUUUGUAUUUCUGAUUUUUGAGCUCGAGAUAAGAGAAGUGAAGCACCGAGGAAAGGGUAGAGAAUAGGGAGAUACAGAUUUCUUUUAUACUUAAUGGAAGCUUUGAAAUUAUUUUUGCCCAUGGACGUAGUCACUCAUUGUGACGAACCAUGUAAAACUGUGGGUCUUUUGCUUAUGUUCUAUGCCUUUUUUUUCCUCUUAAAAGUAUCGUUCA
Messenger RNA from Cornus florida, 2612 nucleotides. Its product is annotated as cell division cycle 20.2, cofactor of APC complex-like. The record is from RefSeq and is a predicted model, not a curated record. Gene Ontology annotation, biological process: positive regulation of ubiquitin protein ligase activity; anaphase-promoting complex-dependent catabolic process; positive regulation of anaphase-promoting complex-dependent catabolic process. NCBI's taxonomy places the organism in Eukaryota, Viridiplantae, Streptophyta, Magnoliopsida, Cornales, Cornaceae. Gene Ontology annotation, molecular function: ubiquitin ligase activator activity; protein binding; anaphase-promoting complex binding. The coding region runs from base 586 to 1959 and encodes 457 amino acids. The transcript has 6 exons. Gene Ontology annotation, cellular component: anaphase-promoting complex.